Molecule: messenger RNA, 1955 nt
Organism: Pogona vitticeps (central bearded dragon)
Lineage: Eukaryota; Metazoa; Chordata; Lepidosauria; Squamata; Agamidae
Source: RefSeq, a predicted model, not a curated record
CUGCUGCUCCUUCCUGGGCCAGCUGCCCCCUUGGACGGCAGGACGAGCAGGGGUGGGACUGGCCGGGACGUUGGUCCAGUUGGGGCAUGGCCGUCAAUGUGUACUCCACCUCUGUGACGAGCGAGAACUUGAGCCGCCAUGAUAUGCUGGCAUGGGUCAACGACUCGCUGCAGCUCAGCUACACCAAGAUCGAGCAGCUGUGCUCAGGUGCUGCCUACUGCCAGUUCAUGGACAUGCUCUUCCCAGGCUGCAUCCACUUGAGGAAAGUAAAGUUCCAGGCCAAGCUGGAGCACGAGUACAUCCACAACUUCAAGGUGCUGCAGGCCGCUUUCAAGAAGAUGGGGGUGGAUAAGGUUAUUCCAGUGGAGAAAUUAGUAAAAGGGAGCUUCCAAGACAACUUGGACUUCAUUCAGUGGUUUAAGAAAUUCUUUGAUGCCAACUACGACGGGAAGGAAUAUAACCCACUGCUGGCAAGGCAAGGGCAGGACGUGGCCCCCUCACCAAACCCAGGUGAUCAGAUCUUCAACAAAUCCAAGAAACCCAUUGGCACUGCAGUCCCACAGAGAACCUCCCCGACGGGGCCCAAGAACCUGCAGAAUCCGGCCCGAAUGACUGUGGCCCCCAGCCACGUGGUACGGAAAAACCCUCCUUUGGCCCGGAACGGGGGCAGUGAAGCUGACGCCCAGAUCCUGGAGCUGAACCAGCAGUUGAUGGACUUGAAGCUGACGGUGGACGGGCUGGAGAAGGAGCGUGACUUCUACUUCAGCAAACUGCGGGACAUCGAGCUGAUCUGCCAGGAGCACGAGAGCGAGAACAGCCCCAUCAUUGCAGGCAUCAUCGGCAUCCUCUAUGCCACCGAGGAAGGCUUUGCCCCCCCUGAGGACGAAGAGUUGGACGAACCACAUCCGGAGGAACAGGAUGAAUACUAGCUGCGUCUGCCUGCGUGCGUGCGCUCGCUGCCCCGCCAUGACAGAUUGCCCCACGCUCCUCACUGACCAUGGACAUUUAAGGUUUCGCAUUGUACAGCCUCGUCCUGCACAGUCACACAUUAUAACAGGUUUCUACCGACCCAAGAGGCCUGCGGUGGUUUCUCUGUCUUUGGAGGCCUACGCCAACAUGGUCCCUAGGCAUCGCUAGAGGGAGGCGGUCUGCACUGUAAAUAGGCUGGGGGGGGCAGUGGGAUGCCUGGUCCCCCCCCGUCCCCUUGCCCCAUCCCACCUCAUCUUCCUUAUUUAUUGAUUUCAGUUGUCUUGGGCGUGAACGCUCCCAGUGGCUUGUAUGAUAUGGAGAGAGAAAUUCUUUGUAUAUUUUUCCGUACCGGAUUUCACUAGCACUUUUCCUGUCGUGUUCAUGGCUCCGCCAAGCUCCGCCCCCUUCCCUUGCUUCGGAACGCGUGUGAGCUGGGGGACCGUGCUCACCACGGGAAGCUUGCUCAGGGGGCAGAGGGAGCGGGGAGGGAGGGGGCGAACUUGGCCUUGGAGGAUUUUAUUUAUUUGCAGGGGAGGGGUAUUUUAAUGAUACUGCUGAGAAUGUGACUUUUCCAGCUGCUUUACCUGACAUAGCGAGUGGGCUUGAGGGGAGGAGAGCCGAGCAGAGGGCGUGGUUGUGCCGCUUGGGGCUUUGCGAGGUAUCCUGGAGAUACGGCAGGCGGCGGUUGGGAAGAGAAAAGCCAACAGAAGUCCCUUCUCCCCCCCCCCCAAGAAUGUUUGGUUCCGUGUAACCAUCUCUUUUGAGUUCCAGCUGUUGCCCCUGGGACCUGCUGUGGGGAGGGGUUGAGGCCUCUGCCCCCCCUCCCCUAGCCCCACCAAGACGUAGCUCAUGCUGUUUGGACAGGAUGGCCACACGAUCCUGCCGUGACCUGUUCCCUGUUUGCAUUGCCUGUUUGAUCACAGACACUGGUGUGCAGAGCCUGCAUCUGUGUUGCGUUUUAUUUAAAAUAAACUGGUGUGGUAAAA